This is a messenger RNA of Musca vetustissima, 1883 nucleotides long. It is a transcript of the gene Kat60, whose product is annotated as katanin p60 ATPase-containing subunit A-like 1. The record is from RefSeq and is a predicted model, not a curated record. Gene Ontology annotation, molecular function: ATP binding; microtubule binding; microtubule severing ATPase activity. NCBI's taxonomy places the organism in Eukaryota, Metazoa, Arthropoda, Insecta, Diptera, Muscidae. The coding region runs from base 119 to 1798 and encodes 559 amino acids. Gene Ontology annotation, cellular component: microtubule cytoskeleton. Gene Ontology annotation, biological process: microtubule severing. The transcript is spliced from 7 exons.
AGCAACACCCGUUUAAAAAUACAAAUUCCACAGAAAAUUCCAAUAAAUUUGGAUAUUAAAGCAUAAUAAAUUAAGAAAAUUUCGCACGGGCAACAGUGAAUAAUAAAUUACAAUACUCAUGUCAAUAACCCUAUUGAGAGGAGGCAAGCAAAAGACUAAAUCUUGUGUAGGAAUGACCGUGAUGUCCAAGACUUCAAUAGCGGAAAUAUGUGAGAAUGCCAAAUUGGCCAGAGAUAUGGCCUUAACUGGUGACUAUGACUCAGCUUCCAUAUACUAUGAAGGUCUGCAGGGUUUAUUGGCACGGAUGAUAAGUUCAACUAAUGAUCCGUUGCGUAAGGGUAAAUGGACUAUGGUUAAACAACAAAUCACCAAGGAGUAUUCACAGAUUAAGGAGAUACAACGCACCUUAUCGGAUAUGACAUUAGAUUUGCAGAGUUCACAGUUUGCAUCGAAAUUUCGUACACAGACCAGUGAAACAGAAACCAAAGAUCCUAGCUCGUGGUUUCGUCCGGAUCCGGAUAUUUGGACACCACCACCAAAGGAUCCUGAUGUAUGGGGACCACCAAAACCAGAAAAACCCGUAGUACCCAAUCGCAAUCGUAAUGUGCCGGGUAAAAAACCACUUCCCUCAAAAAGUACCAUACCGACACGCAACAGCACAUCAAGUAAUGGUCUAAAUAAAAAGUCCAACACCGGGUCAUCUUCAGCGCGUUCUUCGGUUAAUUCACGUGGCCCAUCCACAACUCGUAAAUCAACUACCAGCAGUACUAAUUCUACAAGUUCGAAGGACAAAGAUGAUAAUGGCUCCAACAAAGACAACGAUGAGACCAGAGAUGAUGAAUCACCAGAUCAAGAAGAAAAGGAAGAAAAGAAAUUUCAACCGAAUAAUCACAUUGAAGCCGAAUUGGUUGAUAUAUUGGAACGUGACAUCUUACAACGUAAUCCGAAAAUACGUUGGAAUGAUAUUGCCGAUCUGCAUGAUGCUAAACGUCUGCUUGAAGAAGCUGUUGUAUUGCCAAUGCUAAUGCCGGAUUACUUUAAGGGUAUUCGACGACCCUGGAAAGGUGUUCUCAUGGUUGGUCCUCCCGGAACCGGAAAAACUAUGUUGGCCAAAGCUGUGGCCACUGAAUGUGGUACCACAUUCUUUAAUGUCUCCUCGUCAACGCUGACCUCGAAGUAUCGUGGCGAAUCAGAGAAAAUGGUACGCUUGCUAUUCGAAAUGGCAAGGUUUUAUGCGCCGAGCACCAUAUUCAUCGAUGAAAUCGAUUCGUUAUGUUCUCGUCGUGGUUCAGAAUCGGAACAUGAAGCAUCCAGGCGUGUCAAAUCUGAACUGUUGGUACAAAUGGAUGGUGUCGGCAGUGAGGAGGCCAAUAAAGUUGUUAUGGUAUUGGCGGCCACCAAUUUCCCCUGGGACAUCGAUGAGGCUUUGCGACGACGUCUAGAGAAACGUAUCUAUAUACCACUACCUUCCAGUGAGGGUCGAGAAGCAUUGCUAAAGAUUAACUUGAGAGAGGUGAAGGUUGAUGAAAGUGUUGAAUUAGCAGAAAUUGCCCAGAAAUUAGAGGGGUAUUCGGGAGCGGAUAUUACAAAUGUUUGCAGAGAUGCUAGUAUGAUGUCUAUGCGUCGCCGUAUUGCCGGUCUGACGCCCGAAGAAAUUCGCCAACUGGCCAAGGAAGAGGUGGAUUUGCCAGUAUCUAAACAAGAUUUCAUGGAGGCCAUUAGCCGCUGUAACAAGAGUGUUUCACAGGCUGAUUUAGAUAAAUAUGAAAAAUGGAUGGCCGAGUUUGGUUCAUCAUGAUGGCCGCAAGCAACGUACAACAAAAACAACAACACUAACCAUACAAAACGUCGCAUGCUGUUGUAGAUUUUUGAGUGCGGUUUAC